Molecule: messenger RNA, 1902 nt
Organism: Etheostoma cragini (Arkansas darter)
Lineage: Eukaryota; Metazoa; Chordata; Actinopteri; Perciformes; Percidae
Gene: hnrnpa3
Product: heterogeneous nuclear ribonucleoprotein A3
Exons: 11
Coding region: 242-1258 (338 amino acids)
Molecular function (GO): RNA binding
Source: RefSeq, a predicted model, not a curated record
AAACAAUCUUUUUUUAUUGCACAAAGCUAUAAUGCAACAUGGACAACGUGAGCAAACAAAACUUUACAUAUUAACAAGAAACAAUUCUUCAUUUACAUUUGUAUGAUUUUACGCAUUCAUAGCCAUUGUAAUAUUUUGAUUAAUAAUCAUAGAAUUAAUCCAGGACGGUCAGCAGAGUGACAACCACACUGGUUUCCUGUUCACGUGACCCUCUCAGAUCUGCGGCCGUGACAUCUGCAAAAUGGAGGACCGUGAAGCUAAAGAACCCGAGCAACUCAGAAAGCUUUUUAUUGGAGGUCUGAGCUUUGAAACAACUGAGGAGAGUUUACGGGCCCAUUUCGAACAAUGGGGAACUCUCACGGACUGUGUGGUGAUGAGGGACCCCAACAACAAGAGAUCAAGAGGGUUUGGCUUUGUGACAUACGCCGCUGUAGAGGAAGUCGAUGAAGCCAUGAAAGCAAGGCCUCAUAAGGUCGAUGGCCGAGUUGUUGAACCCAAGAGGGCAGUGUCCAGAGAGGACUCCAAUAAACCAGGCGCUCAUCUGACAGUGAAGAAAAUCUUUGUUGGUGGUAUUAAGGAGGACACUGAGGAGUACCACAUUCGGGAGCAUUUUGAGAAAUAUGGAAAGAUUGAGUGCAUUGACAUCAUGGAGGAACGAUCCACUGGGAAGAAGAGAGGAUUCUGCUUUGUCUCCUUUGAUGAUCAUGACACUGUAGACAAAAUUGUUGCCCAGAAAUUCCACACAAUCAACUUCCACAAUUGUGAGGUCAGAAAAGCUCUCUCAAAACAGGAAAUGAGUGCUAUAUCCACUACCAGGGGCAGGAGUGGAGGAUCUGGAAACUUUAUGGGGAGAGGAAGUAAUUUUGGAGGUGGUGGCAACUUUGGUCGAGGUGGCUAUGGUGGAGGACGAGGUGGUUAUGGCGAUGAUUUUGACAAUGGUCCAGGAGGAAAUUAUGGUGGAGGACCAGGUUAUGGGGGGGGUCGAGGGGGCUAUGGAGGUGGUGGUGGUGGUGGUCCAGGGUAUGGCAACCAGGGUGGUGGAUUUGGUGGCAGCUGCGAUGGCGGUUACGGAGGCAAUGAUGGAGGAUAUGGAGGAGGUGGAAAUUACAACGACUUUGGAAAUUAUGGUGGACAGCAGUCCAACUAUGGGCCAAUGAAGGGAAACAACUUUGGGGGCAGAAACUCAGGUGGACCCUAUGGCGGUGGCUACAGCUCUGGUGGUGGUGGCAGAGGUGGCUAUGGCUCACGACGAUAUUAAUUAUUUCGUGUUUUGGCUUCAGUUCUUAGCAGGAGAGGCGAGGAGGUGAGCAAAGGAAUUGUCAGGAAAGCUGCAGGUUACUUUGAGGCAGUCAUCUGAAAGCAUUAGAGGAACACAAAAGUCAGACAUUACUGCAGCUAAAUUGGAGAAGUUUAUCGAAAAAGGACUGUAUACACAAAACCUGAGUGCAGAUGAUACUCUUCCCUAAUUGUGAUAGAUGUGUCCCAACCAAGCUACUUUCCUUUUGUGUGUGUAUUAUGGUAUCAGGGGUAAAGAGUAUUUUUUUGUUUGUUUAUCUGAAGUCAGUUCUUAAUAUCUUUUUUUAUUUUUUAUGAGUUAGUUUUCUGCUGGCCAAUUUAAUCUUUUGUCUUUUAACCUGGUUUUUGUCGUAUAGCAUAGUUCUAUUAGGCCCUCAGAUGAUCUAGAAUUACUAAUUCUUUUCUUUCUGAAGUUAUGAUUGCUCAAUUGCAAGUGUCAAGUGUAUUUUGAAUUUGUAUGUGAAGCACAGUAUGUAAAUCCUUCGUAGUACCAGUGUCAACAAAUAUAUGCGGUCUGGAUUAGAAUUAAGGGAAUUCCUCACUCACUUCUAGAUUGUUCGCAUAUUUUGAUUAGAAGAAAAAGACCGAAUAAAAUUGUGUAGUAAA